Messenger RNA from Trypanosoma grayi, 3078 nucleotides. RefSeq lists its product as hypothetical. Gene Ontology annotation, molecular function: phosphoric diester hydrolase activity. The record is from RefSeq and is a predicted model, not a curated record. The transcript has a single exon. The coding region runs from base 1 to 3078 and encodes 1025 amino acids. Lineage: Eukaryota; Euglenozoa; Kinetoplastea; Trypanosomatida; Trypanosomatidae. Gene Ontology annotation, biological process: glycerophospholipid catabolic process.
AUGCCCCCGCGCAGCAACCCGCACGUGGCACCACAACCCGCACAGCCGCAACGCUACGCGCCGCCGUCGGCAGGUGAGCUGCAACUCGGGCUCGUCAGUGACGCUGAUGCGAUGGGCGCGUGGGGCCACACCGCGCCGCUGCUCCUCGUGGCUGAGCCUCCCUCCUCGUGCAACAGCAACCAGGGGGAUACUGUAAUGCUUUCCUUCACUGCGACAGCACAGGUGCCAACCGCCUCCGUUGGAUCUUCACUGCGGUUCCGACUGGUGAUCGUUGAUGUGUCGCUGCUGCGCGCCGCCUGCCCUGGUAUCACGCCCGGUGCCGCUAUUAUGGCGGUGGAAAAUAUGCAAGGGCAGCCGGACAGUGUGGCCCUCAUCAUCGAUCACGACAGCAGCAGCAGCAGCAGCAGCCCUGUGGCGCACGCGCGUAUAGAUCUUAAUGGCCGUGUACUGCAUUUCGCCCGCGCGGAGAAGCAGUUUCCAUUCUUGUCGCAGCUCUCGUUGGCAGCGGAGGGGGAAAAGAAUACUCUAAAAGCAGGGCCACUUCUCUCGUUGACUCUGUACGGCAACGAUCCAAGCAUGAGGUACGAUCGGGCAGCGUGGCUGGACAGUCUGCCGCCGCAUAGCCGCGAGACUGUGCUGCACCUCGAGCAACACGGUGAUGACGUCGCGGCAACCAGCCGCAGCGGCAUCCAGUUGUUGCCCACCUCUCUCGUGGAGGUGGACGACGUGUACCCUGUGCGCUCCGAGGGCUGCUGUUGGUGCGAGGGGCAUUUGCCGAAUCCUGCUCCAAUGAAGCGCCAGAUGAGUGUGGUCAAGGAGUCGAUUAAACGGCAUAAGAAGCACCGGUCGCUUAAAAAUGAAACGGAACUGCCGCAACACACAAGCGGCCAUAAACCGCCCAGCACCAGGGGACAGACUGCUCUGUCUACAGGGGGUGCCUCCAAGGAGCAGGGGCAGAAGCCGCUACCUGUAUAUGAGAAUGUAAGAGCCUGCUAUGAGGACGACGCUAACACUGCCGUGAUGCGCCGCGGCUGGUGUGUAGAACCGCUGCACAUCGCCGACCCAAUCAGCCCAUUCAGCGCGGGGGAGCCGCAAUGCACCAUGCGUGCGUGGCACACAACGGUGAAUGUAGCGCCGCUGGCAGACUGUGGAAUUCAGCUGGAAAUGCGAAUGCCGCUUCUAGUCUACAGUGACACCAGCGACGACAGUGAUGAUACGUGUAGUCAGCUGUCGUCGCUGCAGACGUAUUCCUAUGCCAGCAGUGCCCGUGCUGUUGUGGGGGUGCGCUGGGUGAGGUGUUUCGUUGUGCUUCAGCCGCCGUUGUUCAAGCAGCACACGAGCGGCUUACUGGCGAUCCCCUUCUCCUUUUCUGAUGCUUCACCCGAUGGGGGCGGCCACAGCACUCUUGGUGCUGCCACCACGCACUGGCAUACCAUCUACGUGCAGUACCUCUUCGUCUUCCCCUUCCAACACGCGCAGCGCAACACGCUGAUGAUGGUGCGCUCCAUCGCAUCCCUCAAGCGGCUGGCGACGACAAAGCCGGUCGGCCACCGUGGCCUCGGCAAGACAUACACUCGUACACUGCCAGACGAAGCCACGGACGCCGACGCCGUGGCACCUUCAACCCGCAUGGCACGUCGGCUGACGGUGAAACUCGCGGAGAACAGCCUGGAGGCCUUCAACGCCGCCCACCGCCGUGGGUGUGACAUGGUGGAGUUCGAUGUGAUGCUUACGCAGGACCGUGUCCCAGUCAUCUUUCACGACCCGCUCAUUCGUCUCCAGGCACGCGUUAAGAGGGGUGCGGGCACACGCAACGGCAGAGUUGAGUGGCAGCAACCAUCUUCCAGUAAUUCGUUUGAGUUUGGCGUGAGCCCCACCUUCGCAUCAGAUCCGAUUCCACACCCGCAGUUCGCGGACUUUCUGACAUCGGAUUCGUCCAGUGUGCUUCCGGCGGUGUUGCAAGAAGUGUGCCAGCAGAACGCCCCUAACUUCGCCUCGGUUACCGUCGCGUUACAUCAACUGACGAAGCGGCAGCUGGAUGUGGUGAUGACAGAGACAUUCACAUACAUGAAGGCAGGUAAUAAGCUUCGUAGCUUAAUCCUGCGUCACAUGAACCAAAUCCUCCGCGUGUAUCGUAACCGUCAGCGAGCGAAGUACCGGUCUGACCUGCAUUUGGAGGCAAAGGAAGAGGAAAACGAGUUCAGCGGUUGCAUGACGCCUGAAUGUGUUGGCGGCCAGUUGCUGAACCCUGCCUGCUCCGGGGAGCGAAUGCGUAACCAGAAGCGCAUUCUUUCCGAACAGGAAGAUGUCACGAACCGCAUCUGCACGCUGCAGGAUCUCUUCGAAAACACACCGGUGUCGUUGCGCUUCAACCUUGAGGUUAAAUUUCCCUUUCAGCCCAUCGGCGAUUCCAACUUGUACCAGCAGACGAACGCGUUUGAGAUUAAUGACUUUGUUGACGACAUCCUGCGCGUUGUCUUUGACUACGCAGACCAGCGACAGGUUGUUGUGGGCAAGGGUGAUAAAGGAGUUGAACAGCCUCGUGAUGUGAUUUUCAGCAGUUUUGAGCCAGAUGUGUGCCUCGCGUUGAAGCUCAAGCAGAGCCGCUUCGAUGUUGUGUUCCUCUGUGAUACGGAGCCCUCAAAUGAUUUCAAGGACUACCGCUGUUUUGGCCUCGUAGAGGGUGCGCUGCAGUUUUCGACCCUUAUGAAUCUCUCCGGCGUCUCCAUCUACGCCAGCUCGCUCUGUACCAAGGCACAGAGACACAUCCCCAGCACACGCAAUCGCCCGCGCUUGCCACAACAGCCAGUCUCGUUGCAACGGCCGGACGACGGCGACGAGAACGAAUUAGACGAUACCAACAGCAUUGCCAGUGGCAGCGAUGGCGUCAGUGGUGAGCGUGACGCUCAGUGGAGUUCAUUCGAUUACUCCCGUGGAAGAGACAUCGUUGCAUACGCUCACGACCACAAGCAGCUCUUAUGGACAUGGGGCGAGGUGAACAACGACAAGCAGUUCACGUAUGUGCAGCUGCGGCUGAUGAAGGUGGAUGCGAUCAUCACCGACCACGUGCCGACGUAG